AGGCGCGGGGCAGUGACGCAACGCGCCCCUAGUGGCGGGUGUCUUCGCGCCUUCGCUCUGUAGCCUCUGGAUUCCGUUUCCACGGUUACGGCGGCGCGAGGCUCGGUCCCAGGUAAGAUCCGGGUGGAACGGAAACGUGAUACUUGAGGGACCGAAGGCAGCAAGGCUUAGGGGAACGGGGAAGCGGGACCUGGGCUCGGGGUCGGGGGAGGUCUAACCUUUCGCCCCUGUGCGUGCCCCCACCGCGGGCUCUGGUUAGCUCUGCCCGGCGAUUCCCCAAGGAUGCUGUCCCGCCCACUAGUGUUCUUCUGCCCCACGAACUGUCCUGGACCCCCACAACCCCUCUUCCCGAGUCUCCCAGCUGCUGACCUCACUCUUCUCUGUCGCCAAGUCACUGACAUGCAGCUGUUUGUCCGUGCCCGGGAGCUGCACACUCUUGAAGUGACCGGCCUGGAGACAGUUGCCCAGAUCAAGGCUCAUGUGGCCUUCCUGGAGGGCCUCACCACUGAAGACAAAGUCGUGCUUCUGGCAGGUUCUCCCCUGCAGGAUGAAGCCACCCUGGGUCAGUGUGGGGUAGAAGCCCUGGCAACCCUGGAAGUGGUUGGCCGAAUGCUAGGAGUGGGAAAACGAAAGAUGGAUCGAGAGCAUCGCAUGUUUCAAGAAAAGUGGGAACGAGCGUAUUUCUUUGUGGAAGUUAAGAAUAGCCCUGUGUGUUUAAUAUGUAACCAGACUUUGUCUGUGUCAAAAGAAUACAACUUAAGACGCCAUUACGAGACAAACCAUAGUAAGCACUUUGACCGGUAUACGGAAGAGAUGCGUGAUGAGAAACUUAAUGAACUAAAGAAAGGACUAAACUUUCUUCAGCAUCUGUCAUCAAAUACAAAUAAACUAAGUGAUGCUGCCGUGAAAUGCAGUUAUGUCAUAAGUGAGAAAAUUGCCCGGGCAUCAAAACCUUUUACAGAUGGUGAGUUUAUAAAAGACUGUCUCUUGAGUGCUGCGGAAAUCCUGUGUCCAGAGCAGAAACCAGCAUUUGCCAACAUAAGUCUAACUGGAAACACUGUUGCUCAGCGAGUAAAAGAUAUGGCUGAGAACCUACAGGACAAGUUGCGAGAAAAAGUGAAAUCAUUUGUGACAUUUUCUAUUGCAGUUGAUGAGAGCACAUACAUAAAUAAUACGAGCCAGUUGAUUAUAUUUAUCCGGGGUGUUGAUGAGAAUUUUGACAUCACUGAAGAACUUUUGGACAUGGUGCCCAUGACAGACCCAGCAUCUGAGGAUGACCUAUUUUUGUAUGUUGAGAAAAGUCUUGAAAAGUUUAAUGUUGACUGGUCAAAACUAGUAAGUGUAACCACAGAUGGUGCUCCUGCGAUGGUCUGUGAUCACACUGGACUUGUUGCAAAACUUAAGUCCAAGGUCAAAAUGUUCUUCAAGGAUGCAGAGCUUAAAUCUAUCCACUGCAUUAUUCACCAGGAAUUGUUCUGUACUAAAAAGUUAAAGCUAGAACAUGUCAUGGAUGUAGUGAUUAACACAGUAGACUGGAUACGCACCCGUGGCUCCAACCACAGGCAGUUCAGGGCUUUGCUUGAGGAACUGAAUGCCCAAUACGGGAAUCUCCUUUACUAUACAAAGGUAAGGUGGCUUAGUCGUGGCAUGGUGCUGAAGAGAUUUUUUGAAUUGAUAAAAGAGAUAGAUUUGUUCAUGUCUUCCAAGGGCAAACCCCUUCCCCAGCUCACCAGUGAAGACUGGAUCAGAGACCUGGCCUUUUUAGUUGACAUUACAAACCAUCUGAACACUUUGAAUAUCUCCCUUCAGAGACGUUCACAAGUAGUGACACAAAUGUAUGAUUCAGUUUGCUCUUUCCUCGCAAAAUUGAGUCUCUGGGAAGCUCAUUUGGCUGCAAAUAAUCUGGCUCACUUUCCUACACUGAAAUCAGUUUCCAGAAACGAACGUGAUGGCUUAAUCUACAUCCCCAAAAUUGUGGAGUUAAAGAUGGAAUUCCAAAAAAGGUUCUUUGAUUUCAAACAUUAUGAAAAUGAACUCGUACUGUUUAGCUCACCUUUCUCAAUUAACAUCGAUUGCGUUAAUGAAGAAUUACAAAUGGAAGUUAUUGAACUGCAGUGUAAUACGGUAUUAAAAACUAAAUAUGAUGACAUUGGAAUACCAGAAUUCUACAAAUACCUCAGCAAGAGUUACCCCAAAUAUAGAAAACAUUGUGCAAAAAUUCUGUCCAUGUUCGGAAGCACCUAUGUCUGUGAACAGCUGUUUUCUGUUAUGAAAUUGAGUAAAACUAAGUUUCGCUCCCAAUUAAAGGAUACAGGAUUACACUCAGUUCUCCACAUUGCGACUCGAAAUAUGAGACCAGACAUUGACAUCUUGGUGCAGAAAAAAAGGUGUCAGGUUUCUGGUUCCAAAUCAAAGGAAUAACAGAUUAUGAACAAAAAUUUUCAUAAUUAAAAGAUUUCUAUUUUUCUUUUUUUUUUUUUUUAAUUUUUUUUUUCAACGUUUUUUAUUUAUUUUUGAGACAGAGAGAGACAGAGCAUGAGCGGGGGAGGGGCAGAGAGAGAGAGGGAGACACAGAAUCGGAAACAGGCUCCAGGCUCCGAGCCAUCAGCCCAGAGCCUGACACGGGGCUCGAACUCACGGACCGUGAGAUCGUGACCUGGCUGAAGUCGGACGCUUAACCGACUGCGCCACCCAGGCGCCCCAAGAUUUCUAUUU
Molecule: messenger RNA, 2715 nt
Organism: Panthera uncia (snow leopard)
Lineage: Eukaryota; Metazoa; Chordata; Mammalia; Carnivora; Felidae
Product: general transcription factor II-I repeat domain-containing protein 2-like
Exons: 3
Coding region: 283-2421 (712 amino acids)
Cellular component (GO): nucleus
Molecular function (GO): protein binding
Source: RefSeq, a predicted model, not a curated record